AUGGUGCACGAGCUGCCAGCAGUGUUCAACUGGGCGCACCAACCCAGCAGCAACUUCUACCACUUCCUCGUGGAGCUCGUUCCUCUCUUCCUCGUCUCCGCGCCUCUCAUGGCCUCCACUUUGCAACACGUGCCGGUGCUCGUGAGACACACACAGGUGCGUUGGUACGAGCAGGUGGGUUCUCCCCUCAUCGGCAUCCAGGCGGAUCAGAUUCGUCUGCUGCCCACAUUCGACAACGAUCUCUUUCACGCCGAUGUGGUGUACCAGCCCAUAUACCAAGACUGUGACCGUCCCAGCAGGCCUCUCUGGCGGUUGCUGCGCCGGCGCCAUCUGCUGCACCCCUCCGGCCUCCCUCUCUUCAACCCCGACUGGACCUACCGCAGCCACCCCCCUCUCUCCCUUGCUGAAGCGCGCUCCUUCCCCCCUGAAUGGGUGGUGGUGUUGGCCAAGCGCCCGGAGGGGCAUCGACGGUCGAUCCUGAAUUUCCGGGAGGUGGAGGAGGAGGUGGUGCGGCGGUUUGGGAGUGAGAGGGUGGUGAUGUUUAACGGGUCGCUGCCGAUUCUGCAAGCCCGUGCUCUCUUUUCACGAGCACGUUUCUACAUAGCAGCCCACGGAGCGGCCCUCACCAACAUGAUCUUCAUGCCAGAGCAAAGCUCGGUGCUUGAGAUCCGCCCUGAGGGCUGCAAUAUUAUUGUCUUCAACACACUCGCCUCUGCCUGCGCCCUGCGGUACCACCUGGUGCUCACCAAGGGUGAUUGGGACUCCCCUAUUGUGGCGAAUAUGACGAGCGUGUCUCGGGUGCUUGAUUCAGUCCAGGCACGAAUGCGGAAGGAGGAUGAUGGAGAUGUGCGGUUGCAGUGA
Molecule: messenger RNA, 861 nt
Organism: Closterium sp. Naga37s-1
Lineage: Eukaryota; Viridiplantae; Streptophyta; Zygnematophyceae; Desmidiales; Closteriaceae
Source: the annotation of a GenBank genome assembly